Nothobranchius furzeri (turquoise killifish) is the source of this 2121-nucleotide messenger RNA. Lineage: Eukaryota; Metazoa; Chordata; Actinopteri; Cyprinodontiformes; Nothobranchiidae. The record is from RefSeq and is a predicted model, not a curated record.
AUGCCUGUGCACAGCGGAGUGAUACUGUUUGUUAACAGUCCCAGUGCUAUCAGCCCUCUUGGAAAGUCUCUUGACCAAUCAAAUCACUCGGGGGAACCAGGUCUCUCCAUCACCACACCCAAGAAGAUGGAAGCACUGACGGAAUCUUGUUUGCUAAUCCCAGCUUCAGGCAGUGCCAUAGAGCCAUUGAGAAUCCCAGAUUCUCCUUGGAGUCCCAGGAUUAACACCUCAGGAGGUCUGGAGGAGCUGAAGGAGAAGGAGUCUGUCUCUAUAACCUGCUCAGCUCCGACUCCCUGUCCACUCUCACCUCCUGAACUCACCUGGAAUCUCCAACCAGACUCUGGCAGACAAACACAGAAGAACCCAGAUGGAACCUCUACAACUAAAAUCCAGGAGAACAUGACUCUGUCAGACACACAUGAUGGAUACAACAUCACAUGUUCUGUCUCAUACCCUGUGGAUGGAGGAAAAUGUCUGAAUACAACAGAGACAGUGACUCUUCUUGUUUCCUAUGCUCCUAAAGACACCUCAGCAUCCAUCAGUCCAUCAGGUUUGGUGUCAGCAGGUAGCUGGGUGAAGCUGAGCUGCUCCAGCAGAGCCAAGCCUCCCGUCAGCAGCUUCAGCUGGUUCAGGAACAGCUCAGAGGGACCCGUUCAAGUAUCUGAGGAGCAGCUUUACAGCUUCAACGUCUCUGAGGGAGGAGAAUUUUACUGUGUGGCUGCAAAUAAUCUGGGGAAUCAGACGCCAUCACUGAUCUGUCUGGAGGGUAACGAAUUAAAACUUGUGUUUUUGUUUCCUUUUUUUAAGAGAUCUGAAUGAUUUUCAGAAACCGUUAAUGAAAUAAAUGAACUGAAAAGUUGUGGUUCAAAUAAUCUGAUUCAUUAGACUAAUUAUGUUUUAAAAACAAAAACAACUUUUUUUGACUCAGUGUCCCAUUGCUUAUUUACUCAUUAGAUUUUUCUGCAGCAUUACUUCAUUUCAGAUUGUACUCUUCUUCAAAACACAAGUAUAAAACUGUUUACAAUAAUAUGACAGGAAAUCACUUUUAUAGGAGGAGCUGAGCUUGUUUUGUUACAGAUAAAGCGUCUGGACUCAGUGCUCAUAUUACAGCGAAGAUCCUGGGAUUAGUGAUACUCUGCAGCUCAGUCCUCAUGUUUGAGUGGUGAGAUGUUUUUAUGAGUUAAUAGUUUACAGCUGAUCUGUUGGUGUUUAGCUUCAGAUAAUAUUCCCUGUUUUCUUGUUCCAGCUGGUUUAAAUCAAGAUUCUCCCUGAAACCAAAGAAGGUAACAUGACAGUAAAACAAACUAAUUAUUUUCCUCUAAAAAUAUCUGACAUCAAUGUGUAAUAAAUCAGAAUAAGAAUCAGCACCAGAUAUCUUCUGAAGUGCACUAAUGAGGCGGAUCAGUUUAGUCUGUGUGAACAGGUGGAAAUAAAACAGCUGUUAGAGGAUCCAGCUGUUUAUAGUCUGAAUGAAUCUUCGUGUUCAUCACAUUUACAGAUGAUUAGAGGAAAGAUUAAUGUGGUGAAAACAGCAGCAGAGCAGCUGAAUCAUCAUGUUUUCAUUUGUUGAAAGUAGAGUCAGUUUGCUGUUAUUUAUCAGUGGACGUGUUUGUUGUAAAUAUAGUAAAUAAAUACUUGGAACUGCAGUAAAUCCUCUAGAAGAUCACAUAUCUGUUGUUUUAUGUCCACAGGAGAAUGAAGAAGCUGUUUAUGUCAACAGAGUGAUAGAGAUUCAGACAUCAUGAGACACAAGGAGACGAGGAAGACGUCCUAGCCCUAACCCAUUAUGUAGUUCUGUCUGUAACGUUUGUCUUUAUCAUGCUUCAAACGCCCAAAAUCACAAUUUGUCUGUUAAGGUCAUUUUCAUUUUGUUGCAAAAAUAUUAUAUUUUUAGAAUACUGUUUUAAGAGCAUUUGUAAAACAGAUUUUUCACAGUUUUUGUUUGCGAGUUUUAAUGUAAAAAGAAAACGUUAGAUUUCUGAAGAGUUUUAUUGAAUUAAUGUGAGACUGUGUUUAUUACAGAUGAACAAACACCAGACUAGAGACACAAACACUUCCUGUUGUUUGUUGCUCUGGCUCCAUGUGUCACCUUACUCAUAAACACUAGAUUUAUUAAUUUAA